Messenger RNA from Macadamia integrifolia, 1335 nucleotides. Its product is annotated as protein FAR1-RELATED SEQUENCE 5-like. The record is from RefSeq and is a predicted model, not a curated record. NCBI's taxonomy places the organism in Eukaryota, Viridiplantae, Streptophyta, Magnoliopsida, Proteales, Proteaceae. The transcript has 7 exons. Bases 1 to 1335 code for a protein of 444 amino acids.
AUGGAAAAUAUGUGUCGUGAAUUUGUGGGGGAACAUAAUCAUGAUCUUCAUAUUGAUUCAACAGUUCAUAUGAUGCGUUCACAGAGGCAUAUGUCAGACAUACAUAUGUAUGAAAUUGAAUUGGCUGAUGACUUGGGGAUUAGACCUAGAUUCACAGUUGAGUUGAUGGGUAGGCAGGCUGGUGGGAUCGAGAACUUGAUCUGUACGACCCAAGAUGUUAGGAACUAUCUCCGUACUAAAAGAAUGAAUGCCUUAUCAUAUGGUGAAGUAGGUAGUUUGUUGAAGUACUUUGCUACUCAAACUAGGAACAAUCCAUCUUUCACAUACUCAGUUCAGCUGGAUAGUGAAGAACAAAUAACUAAUAUAUUUUGGGUUGAUCCAAAGAUGAUCAUUGAUUACGCACAAUUUGGAGAUGUAGUCAGCUUCAACACUACAUUUCGCACCAACAGACAGUGUAGGCCGCUUGGGGUGUUUGCUAGAUUUAAUCAUCAUAGAGGAUACACUGUAUUUGGGGCGACACUUUUAUAUGAUGAGACAGUGAAAUCUUUCAAGUGGUUGUUUGAGAAUGACAUUAAUCAUUUGGGUAAUAUGAUGAAAGAUGGCUCUGGGUUUCUUAAAGAUAUAAAGAAAUGCAUAUACCAAUACGAUGAGGAAGAACAAUUUGACAGAGCAUGGUAUAAAUUGCUUAGUGAAAAUGGUGUUAUGGAUAAUGCAUGGUUGCGGCGCAUUGAUUUGAAGGACUAUUUGAAGUCAACUUUGGAUGUUGUGCAAUUUGUUAAGCACUUCGAGAGAGUUCUUAACCAGGAGCGUGGUAAUGAAUUAAAAACUGAAUUUGAAGCAAGAAACAAGUUGCCACGACUUGCAAAUUCAAUAGGCCAAACUGAUAGAUUUCCCUUCAUUGAUUUUUGGGUUGGGAUUGUUGAUGUAGAAGGUGAAUAUCAAUGUAUUCCUGAUGCCUACAUUUUGAAGAGAUGGACAUGGGGAGCAAGAACCAUGGUGGUGAAUGAUAGUGGGGGGGAAGAAGUUGAAGAGGAUGUCAAUCUGGACUGUACACAGCGGCUGAAGGUUAGUAAUAUUAGAAUCAACCCAACUGAUUGCUCUGAUAUGCCAAUAUUGCUUGAUUUCCCAACUGAUGUAUAUGAUGGAAUGCGUUUGAAGUAUAAAGAGAAAAGUAAGGGUGGUAGACGGCUAAAGAGUUGGGUCGAAAAACAAGAUUGCCCUAAUGGUCAAUGUCAUAUGCAGGAGUCUAUUUCCCAUAUAUCAUCUCAAGCAUCUGCAGUUCAUCAAUCACAAGCAUCUGCAGUUCAUCAAUCACUAGAUGAAGAUUGUAUUUAG